UGCAGGUUUGCUUUAACGGGUUAACACACAUCACUGUUUUCUUCUGUAGAGAGUGGCGAUUACACAGAUUACAGCGAUGACGAUUACCUGGAGACCAGGAGGAGGAGAUCAAGACGGAAUCAGAAGAGACAAGUCAAUUAUAAGGAAGAUUCAGAAAGUGACGGCUCACAGAAAAGUGUCCGGUAUGGGAAGGAGUUAAGAAGAGUUCACAAACGCAGGCUCUCCACCUCGGAUAGUGAAGAGAGCUACAUGUCCAAGAACUCUGAGGACGAUGAAUCCACAAAGGAGUCAAAGCGAUUGAUUCGCAAACGUCGGCGAAGUACAGACGACUACUCCGAGGAAGAAGGGGAAGACGAGGAAGACGAGGGGAGGCCCGUCCGCAAACGGCUGAACCGGAUCGAAACGGACGACGAAGACAACUGCGAAAACGCUAACAACGAGGCGGAAAACCCCGCUCCUGCAAAUAAGCUGCCAGCACCGCAAGCUCCCCCGGACACCACCAAGAAGCACUGCUACCGGAUAGAAAGCGACGACGAAGAUGACUUUGAUAACGUAGGGAAAAAAAAAUACAGCCUGGUGGACUUGCCCUCCACCAACGGACAGAGCCCAGGUAAAACCAUUGAGAACUUGAUUGGCAAGCCGAGCGAGAAGACCCAGGCCCCCAAGGACAGCACAGCCAGUGCCAGCCUGGCGCCCAACGGGACGGGGAGCGGGCAGGAAGCGGUAGGGCCGGAGGAAGAUGAAGAUGAACUUUUGAGAGUGACUGACCUUGUUGAUUACGUCUGUAACAGUGAACAGUUAUAAGACUUCCAUUUUUGUGCUAAUUUAUUCCACGGUAGCUCAUACCAGCGGGCCAGUUAUUAAAAGCUGUUUUAUUUUUCCUAGAAAAUUCUCCACUACAGUAUCACUUUUUAGAAGCAAGAAUUUCACCAGUCCUGCAGUCUUUCUGUGAAGUGACCAGUUUUGAACUUUGAAGAUGAAUUGCUGUAAAUUCCCUCUCUUCCCCCUCCCUUCUCCUUCCAAGUCCAUGGUCCUGGGUAAUUUCACUCACAAAAACUUAUAACAACAAGAGAUUUGUAUAUUUUUGACUUUAUAUUUCCUGAGUGCAUACAAAUUUGUGGAAAUGGGUGGCCUAAGAAAGCAUUCCAAAUCGGUCAGGGCCCAAACCGUAACUGGGGUGGGUUUGGCUCAAGGUGGGG
This is a messenger RNA of Eurypyga helias (sunbittern), 1199 nucleotides long. Its product is annotated as remodeling and spacing factor 1-like. The record is from RefSeq and is a predicted model, not a curated record. The transcript is spliced from 2 exons. Lineage: Eukaryota; Metazoa; Chordata; Aves; Eurypygiformes; Eurypygidae. The coding region runs from base 250 to 804 and encodes 184 amino acids.